GGGGAGGCCGGAGGACCAUGGAUGAGAAGCUGCAGGCGCAUCAAGUAGACAUCGACCCGGAUUUCGAGCCCCAGAGCCGGCCCCGAGCCGGCACCUGGCCCCUGCCUCACCCGGACUUCCCGGGCGAAGAGGACGAUGGAGCCGCCGCGGCUGCCGGCGCCGGAGGAGGGAUCGGGGGCGGCGGCGGCGGCGUGGGCUCCAAGCACCCCCUGGCCGGGGGCACCGAAGGCGCCGAGAACGCCGGAGUGGCGGCGGAGCGAGGCAAAGGCGCCCCGGCGCUGCCUUCCCUGGGCGCCGACGUUGGACAGCUCCGCAAAGCCAAGACCUCCCGGCGCAACGCUUGGGGGAACCUCUCCUACGCCGACCUCAUCACCAAGGCCAUCGAGAGCUCGCCGGAGAAGCGCCUCACCCUCUCGCAGAUCUACGACUGGAUGGUCAGAUACGUCCCCUAUUUUAAGGAUAAAGGAGACAGCAACAGCUCGGCCGGCUGGAAGAACUCCAUCCGCCACAACCUGUCCCUGCACACCCGCUUCAUCCGUGUGCAGAACGAGGGCACUGGGAAGAGUUCCUGGUGGAUGCUGAACCCAGAAGGGGGCAAAACUGGAAAGACACCACGCCGACGAGCCGUCUCCAUGGACAACAACAGCAAGUUCUUGCGGAUCAAAGGCAAAGCCAGCAAGAAGAAGCAGCUGCAAACUGCUCAGGAGCGCGGGGAGGACAGUCCAGUGAGCCAGCAGGCCAAAUGGUCCGAGAGCCCAACUUCCCAUGCCGGUGAGGAAUACGAUGCUUGGGCUGACUUCCGGACACGGGCCAACUCUUCAGCCAGCACACUCAGUGGGCGCCUCUCCCCAAUCAUGGCCAACCAUGAGCCAGACGAGUUGGAAGAGGAUGACGGGACUCCAUCCUCACCCCUGAUGUACCCAAGCCCAUCUAGCACUAUGUCCCCCUCCCUGAACACCCGCUGCUCUGUGGAGAUGCCCAGGCUGACGGACCUCACGGGCACCAUCAACCUGAACGAGAGCCUGGGCGAGAGCCUUCUUGAUGACCUGCAGGACAGCUACAAUAUGAGUCCCGCUCAGCCGCUCCCUGCUGGGGGCCUCCGACAGAGGAACUCCAGCUUCAGCUUCAACUCCAAGUGCUCAGCAGUGGGCAAUGGAGUAGGGGGAGGAGGAGGAGGAGGUGGAGGGAAUACCUACUGCGGGACCAUCUACAGCCAGUCUGCAAUGAGCCUCAUGCGCCGUCUGCCCAUGCAGACCAUCCAGGAGAACAAGCAGGCCACCUUUGCCCCCAUGAACUCCUAUCGCAACACCUCCUUACAGGACCUGCUCUCCUCUAUCUCCUAUGCGCACAAGGAGGGUGAGCAGCACAUGCCACAAGCUGGCAGCAUGGUGCCACCUCGUGGCCACAGACAGAACGCCCUUGUGUGCGGUGGUGGGGGUGGGGGUGGAGGGGGAGAGAUAGGCCUGGUCCCCUACCCUCCCCACCCCUCUGCCCUGAUGAAGAGCAAUGCGUUGUAUCACCCGUCACCAGCCAGCCACCACCCUCCUAUCAACAACAGUGCCUUACCCUCUCCUAUCAGCCUUAUGAGCCUGCCUAAUGACUCUUGUGGCAUGGUGGGCAUGCCUCACCACAUCCAUUCCUAUGUCAACAACCAAGGGGCACAUAUGAGCUUGCUAGAUUCCUUGCAGGGACCCUACCCAGAAGCCAUGCACACUCCCGUUAUGGGCCCAGACAGAUUCCCAGCAGACUUAGACUUGGACAUGUUCAACGGUAGCUUGGAGUGUGACGUGGAGUCCAUCAUUCUCAAUGACUUCAUGGACAGUGACGAGAUGGACUUCAACUUCGACUCAGCUCUUCCGCCACAAAAUGGUCUCAACAUGGCCACGUUGCCCAGUGCCCCACAGCCCACCAAUCAGAGCUGGGUGCCUGGGUGAGAGGACUUAACCUAAGAGCUCCAACCCACCAGUCAAGCGGGGGGACAGGGGG
Heteronotia binoei (common prickly gecko) is the source of this 1986-nucleotide messenger RNA. RefSeq names its product forkhead box O6 (gene FOXO6). The record is from RefSeq and is a predicted model, not a curated record. Bases 18 to 1934 code for a protein of 638 amino acids. Gene Ontology annotation, molecular function: RNA polymerase II cis-regulatory region sequence-specific DNA binding; DNA-binding transcription factor activity, RNA polymerase II-specific. Gene Ontology annotation, biological process: regulation of transcription by RNA polymerase II. NCBI's taxonomy places the organism in Eukaryota, Metazoa, Chordata, Lepidosauria, Squamata, Gekkonidae. The transcript is spliced from 2 exons. Gene Ontology annotation, cellular component: nucleus.